Molecule: messenger RNA, 1053 nt
Organism: Exophiala viscosa
Lineage: Eukaryota; Fungi; Ascomycota; Eurotiomycetes; Chaetothyriales; Herpotrichiellaceae
Exons: 3
Coding region: 269-898 (209 amino acids)
Source: RefSeq, a predicted model, not a curated record
GCUGGAAACACGUUCUUUUCUCCAGAUCAGAACCCAGCAACACUUUUCGACCUUUGAUAGACUGGACAAUGCUAUUGGACUUCUGCAACAGAUUCUUGAAUCUUGAGCUCGAGAACAAUCUCAUUGAACAGUUCUCUCAUUGCUAGAAUCGUAUCUGAUCGCCAUACUCGACAUACUCGACCUUCUCAACGCACAUGACAUACUCAGCACACUCGACAUAUCAUCACACUCUCUUGAGCAAUCUCAUUUAUCAUAUCAUACAGACACCAUGGCAGGCUUUUGCACAGAAUACAACAAGAUCUUCGCCGGGUACAAGCCAGCAACCGACAAUGUCUUCUCCUGGCUCAAGAAAAUCACAAACACCAGCAAGGCGUCAGUCAACUACUACGCACACCUUGCCAACAAGGUUGUCUCCGAGGGCAUUGCAAUCCCAGAGAACAUCCUUGCAGACCUGCAGACGGCCAUCAACCUACGCUUGCAAGCAGCUGAACUCCACGCCAAAGACGGAACAGCAGACCACGGACACGACCAUGUGAUCGACGUCCUCCAGCAAAUCUUAUCAUUGUUCUGCCCAACUCCACCGUCACCAACGCUGUCUGUCUGUUCGUUGUCGUCAGAGUCCUCCAAGGCUUCGACGUUAGACUUCGAGCCGCUCCCGCUGCAACAAUCAAACAGCUUCACAUAUCAUCAACAGCAACCAGCACAAUUUUAUCAGCAGUUGCCAAUGGAGUACGCUCCAUACCCAUAUCCAAUGGGAGAGACUUAUCAAUUUUGUGACUACGGUCAUUACUAUCAGUAUCAACAACAGCCUUACGAGGCAUAUUAUCAACCUGGCGUGCACCCUGCCUAUCAGCAAUAUCCUGAACUUCAGGACCCUGCUAUCUUGUAUGUGGCGUAGACCACCAUUCUUAACAGCAACAACGCCAACAAUAGAAGCAGCGGCAGCAGCAGCAGCCCCAAAAGCAACAGCAACAACAACAGAGUUGUUUUGGGUGUACGCUAUCAGGCUGUUGAGCACAAUAUGUGAGAGGCCUGCAUUAUUAUCAACAUUAU